Messenger RNA from Drosophila montana, 4782 nucleotides. RefSeq names its product Secretory 24CD (gene Sec24CD). Gene Ontology annotation, cellular component: endoplasmic reticulum exit site; COPII vesicle coat. Gene Ontology annotation, biological process: intracellular protein transport; COPII-coated vesicle cargo loading; endoplasmic reticulum to Golgi vesicle-mediated transport. The transcript has 7 exons. Gene Ontology annotation, molecular function: zinc ion binding; SNARE binding. Bases 313 to 3936 code for a protein of 1207 amino acids. The record is from RefSeq and is a predicted model, not a curated record. Lineage: Eukaryota; Metazoa; Arthropoda; Insecta; Diptera; Drosophilidae.
GUCAAAUGCAACCAAUAGGCAGCAGAAAAAAAUCGAAUUAGCGAACUGACGUGGAAGUUCGUUUUGCUUGGAAUUUGUGUUAAAAACUGCUUUACCUGUGUAUCCAUUCCCAGCGAAAGCUGCAAAUAAUUGCACAACAGUCGCUAGCUAACGCAUCUAAGCCGAAUUUCGACGCAGCAAGGUCUGAAAUCGUUUGAAUUCGUGGGAACGGGAACGCGAACUUUGAGCUGCAAUUUGUGUUUUGUGUGUGAAAGUUGCUGCUUCACUUUUAUGUGCUUAUUUUGAGACGCUUCUCGCAGGCCACUUUAAGCUAUGAAUCCGAAUAUGUAUGGCCCACCGCCUACACAAUUCCAACCACAAUAUGCACCUCCGCCGCCGAUUAGUGGCACACGGCCACCGACAGGUUGGCCACAACAACAACAGCAGCAGCAGCCGCCGCCGCCAGCGCAACAGCAGCACCCACAGCAGCAGCAGCAGCAGCAACAACAACAACAACAGCAGCAGCCACAACAGCAACAACAACAGCAGCCACAGCAACAACAACAACAAUAUGGCGCUGCGGUGACGUCCGCUCAGCAACCCUAUGUGAAUGGCAACUACCAGCAGUUGGCCACGUCGAUGAGCGGCUUGAGUGUGAGUGGUAAUCCCCUGAAGCCUACCCAGCCGCCGCUUCCUAUGCCCUCGGUUGGAGUUGGAGCUACUGCACCGCCGGCCGCAUACAAUCAGUUUAACUCGAACGCGCCGCCAACGUCGCAGCCAUUGCCCCCGGCCGGUUCGGGCUUAAGCUUCAACAAUAACAACAAUGCUUACGCGGCAGCCUAUGCAAAUGGCUCAUCAGCUCCAUCUCCGGCGCCUCCAGUGUCUGCAGCUGGUGGAGCAGCAGCGCCACCGCCCUCGCUGUAUCCACCCACAUCAGCGGCGCCUACUUCUGUUCCGCCUACAUUGGCACCUGCACCUAUGCCGCAAAGCGUGCCCAGCGGCAUUAACCAGAUGACACUCAACAGCGCGAACUUGGCGGGUUUGCCACACAUGCCACCACCAAAACCAGCUGGACAACAGCUGCCACCAACAUCCAUUGGCGCUGCGCAACCGCCACCACCAGCAGCGCAGUCAGCACCCGGAGCUUAUGUACGAUCUGGUCAACCGCUGCAACCACCGAGUAGCGCUGCUCCAGCCACGUUCGCGCAAUCUGGCAUGCCACCUCAGCCGGCAGCAGCUGGUGGCCCAACUGGUAUGCCAUAUGGAGUACCGCCGCCUGGCAACUAUCCAGGCGGAUAUGCCGGACAACCAAAUGCGGCAUUCCAAGGCGCGCCUCCGCUACCAGGACAGCAGCCAGCGCCGCCGCAACCUCAACAAUUUGGUGCAGCUCCGCCUCCAGUAGUCGGCUUUCCGCCACAACCAGGACAACAGUUGCAACAGCCGUCCAUGCCUGGCUAUCCGCCGCAGCCAAUGCCCGGCUAUCCACCCCAGCCUGGACAGCAGCCACAACAGCCCAUGCCCGGCUAUCCGCCCCAGCCUGGCACCUAUCCGGGACAACCAGGACCCGGUCGUCCUGGCUACAAUCAACCACCCAUGCCGGGCGCUGGCAAUAUGUACCAACAGGCACCGCCGCGUCGUCUAGAUCCCGAUCAAAUGCCAAAUCCCAUACAGGUGAUGAUUGAAAAUCAGCAAGCAGCUGGGGGUCCAUUUGUGACCAAUCAGGCUGGCCUAUUACCGCCGCUGGUGACCACGAAGUUUGUGGUGCACGAUCAAGGCAACUCCUCGCCGCGCUUUAUGCGCUCCUCUCUCUACUGCAUACCCAAUACGGGCGAUAUGCUCAAGACGACGGCACUGCCCCUAACGCUCAACAUUUCACCGUUGGCGCGCAUUGGCCAGGGUGAAAUGGAGCCGCCAAUAGUGAAUUUUGGUGACAUGGGUCCCAUACGGUGCAAUCGUUGCAAGGCCUACAUGUCGCCCAAUAUGCAGUUCGUGGAUGCGGGUCGACGUUUCCAAUGCCUCAUGUGCAAGGUCACAACGGAAGUGCAUCCCGACUACUAUCAGCACUUGGACCACACCGGGCAGCGUGUGGAUAAGCAUGAGCGACCGGAACUGCUACUGGGUACUUACGAGUUUCUAGCUACCAAGGAUUACUGUCGCAACAAUACGGCUCCUGAGUUGCCGGCGUUUAUUUUCAUCCUAGACGUCUCGUAUAAUACGAUCAAAUCUGGAUUGGUGCAUUUGCUCUGCUCGCAAAUAAAGCACAUACUCAAACAUUUGCCUGUGGACCAGGGUCAGGACAAGUCCAAGGUGCGCGUCGGCUUCAUUACCUACAACAGCACUGUGCACUUCUACAAUAUCAAGAGCAGCUUGGCGCAACCACAGAUGAUGGUUGUGGGCGAUGUGCAGGAAAUGUUUAUGCCGCUCCUAGAUGGUUUUCUUUGCGAUCCAGAGGAAUCGGCGGCCGUGAUCGAUGCACUAAUGGAGGAAAUACCGCGCAUGUUUGUAGACACCAAGGAAACAGAGACUAUACUAUACCCGGCUAUACAGGCUGGUCUAGAAGCCCUGAAGGCGUCCAAUGCCUCUGGCAAGCUUUUGGUAUUCAACUCAACGCUGCCCAUCGCCGAGGCGCCUGGCAAGCUCAAGAACCGUGAUGAUCGCAAACUGCUUGGCACAGACAAGGAGAAGACAGUUCUGACGCCGCAAACGACAGCGUACAAUCAGCUUGGACAGGAAUGUGUGCAGCAAGGCUGUUCUGUUGAUUUGUUUGUGUUCAAUAACGCCUACAUUGACAUUGCCACCAUUGGCCAAGUGUCGCGUCUGACGGGUGGUGAGGUUUAUAAGUACACAUACUUUCAAGCGGAACUCGAUGGCAAACGUCUUAUUGAGGACAUUAUUAAAAACGUAUCGCGUCCGAUUGCCUUUGAUGCGGUCAUGCGCGUUCGAACCUCUGCGGGCAUUAGACCCACCGAGUUCUUUGGCCACUUCUACAUGACCAACACCACCGACGUGGAGCUGGCAAGCAUUGAUGCAACCAAGUCGGUGAGCAUUGAGAUCAAGCAUGAUGAUAAGCUGCCGCCGGAAGAGAACGUCUAUAUACAGGUGGCGUUGUUGUAUACAUCGUGCAGUGGCCAGCGACGUCUGCGCAUAUUGAAUUUGGCGCUGCGGGUAACCGUUACCAUAGCAGAUGUGUUCAAGAGCUGCGACCUGGACGCCAUAAUGCUUUUCUUUGCGAAGCAAGCCUGCUUUAAGCUGAUGGAGCAUUCGCCAAAACAGGUCAAGGACAAUCUCAUACAGCGAUCUGCGCAGAUUUUGGCCUGCUAUCGCAAGCACUGCACAUCUCCGACAUCAGCUGGCCAGCUGAUACUGCCCGAGUGCCUCAAGCUAUUGCCAUUGUACUCAUCGUGUUUGCUGAAGAACGAUGCCGUCUCUGGUGGGUCUGAUAUGACCCUGGAUGAUCGCUCCUAUGUCAUACAGUUUGUGCUGGCCAUGGAUCUGAAUAUGUCCGUUAACUAUUUAUAUCCACGCUUCAUUCCCAUACACAAUGUGGAACCCGAUGAGACGUCGCUACCAACGCCAGUGCGCUGCACACAUGAAAAGAUCACCGAAGACGGAGCUUAUAUACUGGAGAACGGUGUGCAUCUCUUCAUCUGGCUGGGUCAGUCCUUGUCGCCCACAUUUGUCCAAUCUGUUUUCGGAGUCCAAUGCACGCAGCAGGUGAAUGCCGAACGUUUCGCUAUCACCGCCGAUACGCCGCUGGCACGACGCAUUACCGACAUCAUCGAUCAGAUUAUGGAGGAACGUACUCGCUACAUGCGGGUCACAUGUGUGCGGCAGAACGAUAAGCUGGAGAGCGUAUUUCGACACUUUCUUAUCGAGGAUCGCGGCACAGAUGGCUCUGCUAGCUAUGUGGAUUUCCUGUGCCACAUGCACAAGGAGAUCAAGGACCUGUUAAGUUAGCACGUAGGCAACACGUACAAAUCGCCGGCUGUCAGCAGCAUUGCAACUGACGAGCGCUGGUCCAGGAGCUAUUCGCAGAAUCGGGCGCGCAUGCGUCGCCUCUCACUGGGCAGUCGUCGGUUUAAAUGAGCGUGUUGACAUAUUUAUAGCAUAAAGAGCAGAUAAAACUUCAAUUAUACAUACAUAUAUACAUAUAUAUAAACAUAUAUCUGCGACAUCAUUUCGCGUGUUAAAAAUCUUCCAUUAACUUUUAUUAAACUUUCCACAUUUUGCAUGUUCUUUUUUCUGUCAAUCUAAAGUAUUCAAUAUAUGUGUGUAUUUCUGCGCUAUGAACAUUUGUUAAAUGAGCAACUGCAAUUAGACAAAUUAGUUUUCUGUUUUUUUUUUCUCUUUAUUUUCCUUUCAAAUUUCGAGCAUAUUUUUAAUUAAAUUAAAAAUGUCAGCUACAUUAAAAUUGCUCCCAAAUUAAAAAUCAUACCGUGAAGCAAGCCUGAUGCGAUAAAUAUGUAGAUUGUGAAACUGCAUAGGAAGCAAAUAUAUUUACCUGUAACAGCACAUUCAUUUACGAUUAAUAUAAAAAUGUUUCUACAAGGGAAACAAAUGAUUUCAAAAUCUGUUUCAUGUGUUUAAAACUUGUAUGCAAUAUUUUGUUUUCUGUCUUUUAUGUAAUUUGUGUAUCGUAAUUCAAAUGAUUAUUACUAUCUAUAAAUACCUAUAAAAGUUUCGUGUGAGAAUUAUUAUAAUUAUACUUGGUAUUUGCGAACCCCUUUUCCCAGGACCCCCAAACAAAAACCAACUGUGCAAAAAAUAUAUUACAAAUGGAAUAAAAAUCUUUAUUAAAACAAA